GUUUUUUUCACUUUACCAUAUAUAUUUAAUUUUGCAUAAUAUAAAAUGGUAGUACUAAGCGAUGCUGCACUAGCAACACAAACGUAAUUGCGCAAAAAGCUAUUUUGUUAGGGAAAAAAGAAAUCCAGGAAUCAAGACGAAAUGUCUUACUGAGUCCUAUUUAGCAUAAUAUCAUUUGUAGUAUUUGAUUGAGGAGUGAUAGUAAAUUGUUAACGAAGUAUACACUAAGUUUCAUAAUAACUGUUUCAAUACAUUACAUCUCCUUUGCAUUUUUACUCGUUACCAGAUCCCUAAAAUUGGUAUCUUCGGGGAUCGGAAACCGAAAUUUGCAUUAUUAAUUCGAAUAUGUCGAAUGAAGAUCUAUCAGGAGAAAUAGUACCAUUAUCAACAAAUGAGGAGAGAUCAGGGGUACUAGGGAAUGUAAAACAUAAUACUAAUCCUAAUAAAGUAACAUCAAUACUAGAUUAUUUAUCUCCUACUAAAGUUAUAAAGAAUUGUUCAGCUAAUCAAUUAGUGACAUUAUCUGGUGCAUCAGCAGGAUUUUUAGCUGGUGUAGUAGUAUGUCCAUUAGAUGUUGUUAAAACUAGACUUCAAGCUCAAGGAGAUUUAGUUAAAACUCAAUCAAAUUAUAAAAUCAAAUAUACUGGAUUUAUAGAUGCAUUUAAAACUAUAUUAAAAGAGGAAGGUUUAACAGGUUUAUAUAGAGGUUUAGUUCCAAUUACAGUAGGUUAUCUUCCAACUUGGACAAUUUAUUUUACGGUUUAUGAAAGAGCAAAGAAAUUUUAUCCUUCACUUCUAAAUAAUCAUCUUAAUAUUCAACAAGAAUCAUUAUCACAUUUUUGUUCUGCUUUAACUGCUGGUUUAGCAGCAUCUUUAGCUGUUAAUCCAAUAUGGGUAGUUAAAACUAGACUUAUGAUCCAAACUGGUAAGGGUCAAACCAUUUAUGAUCAUGCAGAAAAAUAUUCAAGAUAUAAAAGAACUUAUUAUAAGGGAACCAUUGAUGCAUUCAGGAAAAUGUAUCAUGAAGAAGGGAUAAGAGUAUUUUAUAGUGGAUUAGUACCAUCGAUAUUUGGAUUAUUACAUGUUGGUAUUCAUUUUCCAGUUUAUGAAAUGUUAAAGAAAUGGUUAAAAUGUAAUCCUGCUUUACACCCAAAUGAAGAAGAAUCAGUAUUGGGACGAUUAAUUAUUGCAUCUUCAAUAUCUAAGAUGGUUGCUAGUACAAUUACAUAUCCUCAUGAAAUUUUAAGAACAAGAAUGCAGAUUCAAGCCAUUAAACAGGAGGCAACAGCUCCUGGUAAAAAGAAUAAACACCGUAUGUUGAAAUCAAUUAUAAGGAUUUACAGAAAGGAAGGACUCAAGGGAUUUUACGCUGGUUAUGGAGUUAAUCUUAUUAGAACUGUACCUGCCAGUGCUGUAACAUUAGUUAGUUUUGAAUAUAUCAAAACUUAUUUACUUCAAUUGAGUGGACAGUCCACCCAAUAAAUAAAUUAUUCAUGCAUCUUUCAUCCCAAUAGCAUAUAUAUAUAUAUAUACAUACAUAUUCACAUCAUUUCUUCUAUUCACUUCGAUAUAUUCUACCUAUAGACAGUCAUUUACUUCUACACCCACACUGUUACCAUAUUUAUAUUUAUACUCAUAUUUAUAUUCAUUAUAUAUAUAUAUAUUGUAUACGUAUAUAGAUUAUGCCAU
Molecule: messenger RNA, 1689 nt
Organism: Scheffersomyces amazonensis
Lineage: Eukaryota; Fungi; Ascomycota; Pichiomycetes; Serinales; Debaryomycetaceae
Product: NAD+ transporter
Exons: 1
Coding region: 346-1482 (378 amino acids)
Biological process (GO): NAD transmembrane transport
Molecular function (GO): NAD transmembrane transporter activity
Source: RefSeq, a predicted model, not a curated record